Messenger RNA from Linum trigynum, 678 nucleotides. NCBI's taxonomy places the organism in Eukaryota, Viridiplantae, Streptophyta, Magnoliopsida, Malpighiales, Linaceae. The record is from the annotation of a GenBank genome assembly.
AUGAGCAAGGCUAAGGCGGUUAGUACUCCACUUGGAGGACAUUUCAAGUUGAGUGUGAAGCAUUGUCCUACAAGUGAUGAAGAGAAAGAAGCAAUGGAGAAUGUGCCUUAUGCAUCAGUUGUUGGAAGCUUGAUGUAUGCCAUGGUUUGCACAAGGUCGGAUAUUGCUCACGUCGUUGGGAUUGUUAGUCGGUUUCUUUCCAAUCCGGGGAAAGAACAUUGGAGAGCAGUGAAGUGGAUUCUUCGCUACUUGAGAGGUGAUGUGGACUCUAGAAAGUCGACUUCUGGUUACAUGAUGACUUUUGCAGGUGCUACAGUUUUAUGGCAAUCUAAACUGCAAAAAUGUGUUGCAUUAUCAACAACAGAAGCCGAAUACAUAGCUGUGACAGAAGCUUGCAAAGAGAUGUUAUGGUUGAAGAAGUUUCUUCAAGAGUUGGGCAUUAAGCAAGAGAGGUAUGUGCUCUAUUGUGAUAGUCAAAGUGCAAUUCAUCUUUGCCAGAAUCCAACUUUCCACUCAAGGUCGAAACAUUGGAUUCGUGAUGUUUUGGAAGAGAAGUUGUUGGAGCUCAACAAAGUGCAUACGGAUGACAAUGGUUCGGACAUGAUGACUAAGUCUCUACCAAGUGGAAAACAUAUCUUCUGUCGAGAUGAAGCAGGUUUGGUACUACCCCCCAUAUGA